This is a messenger RNA of Aspergillus puulaauensis, 852 nucleotides long. RefSeq names its product rRNA-processing protein RRP15. The transcript has a single exon. NCBI's taxonomy places the organism in Eukaryota, Fungi, Ascomycota, Eurotiomycetes, Eurotiales, Aspergillaceae. Gene Ontology annotation, biological process: maturation of LSU-rRNA; maturation of 5.8S rRNA. Bases 1 to 852 code for a protein of 283 amino acids. Gene Ontology annotation, cellular component: preribosome, large subunit precursor. The record is from RefSeq and is a predicted model, not a curated record.
AUGCCGCUUACGACUAGUCAGAAGAAGAGAAAGGUUCUCGAUGGCUUUCAGGGUAAAACAAGCCGCCCAAACAAGAAGUUCAGAAAGCAGCGCGAUUACCACAGCAGCUCCGAUGAGGCCGACGAUGAGCCCGCCGACUUUAAAGCAGUCGACCUUGCGGAUUCCGACGAGGAAGUCAAGGAAAAGCCCUCGAAGCAAGUUAAGACGAAAGAAUCACGAAAACCAGAACCCGAACAGAAUCCUCAAAGCGACGACGACGGAGAAGAAGAUUCCGCAACCAAUGCUUCCUCCGAUGCGGACGACGAUGAAGACGACGGUGCAGAGUCUGACGAUUCUAUGCCUGUCGAUGCAACAGAGAAAAGAGGCGUCCCCAAACGUCAUGAUCCAUCCGCCUUUUCUACCUCCAUCUCGAAAAUUCUUGCCACGAAACUACCAACAUCUGUUCGCGCAGAUCCUGUGCUAUCGCGCAGUAAAACCGCCACGCAGACCACCAGUCAAGUAGCGGAGGACAAGUUAGACCACCAGGCGCGGGCGAAGCUGCGAGCCGAGAAGAAAGAAGAGCUAGACCGGGGCCGUGUUCGUGAUGUUCGGGGUAUUUCGAGUGGCCAAGCCGGUGCGGUGGCCGAGGAGGAGAAGCGGCUGCGCAAGAUCGCUCAGCGCGGUGUGGUGAAGCUUUUCAAUGCUGUCCGAGCGGCACAAGUCCGUGGUGAGGAGGCCGCUAAGGAAGAGCGAAAGAAGGGUACGGUUGGAAUGGGCGAGCGAGAGAAGGCCGUCAACCAGGUUAGCAAGCAAGGGUUCUUGGAAUUGAUCAAUGGAAAGAAAGGCACGCCGCUUAACAUUGAAGAAGCGUGA